CGUUGACAGGCAGCGUCAUGCUGAACGCAUACAUGUAAGCCCGAUUGGGCACUUUGCGAUUGUUUCUGCGUAAACAUUCGCACUCACUUUUUUUUCUUCGUUUCGACCUUUCUCAUGGCCGGCUUGGGGAGACGGGGCAAUCUCGGCCAGCUCUGGCUGCGCGGGACGCGUCGAAGACUGCAUACAGACCGCACAACAACCACGCCCAGGCACCCCGCAGCAACAUUUGGCUUGCGCUACGGCCCUCCAGUCCUCCUCGCAGCAGCUUCUGCCGGCUAUCUCUCUUCGCAGUACUCGCCAUGGCCCCUCCUGCGCCCCACCCUUCUCGACGCGCCCGCUGCGUGGUCGUCAGGCAACCCAGCCACGCAAACAAGAGACGCUUCCACCAGUGCCAAGAAGCGUAGCAAGAGCAGCAACGAACAGGACUCGCCCAAACCCGGAGAGCAAGACGCUCCCCCGCAAACACGCAUCGCAAAAGGCUACAGCGAGAUUGGCACAGAGACGGCCUUGUCAGCAUGGCAGACUAUCUCGAGCAGCCUCACGAACACGCCCAAGCAUGUCACCGUCAUUGGAGACACCAUCGCCGACUACAUCAUCCCGAACUGGGUCAAGGUGAUACCCGGUUUCAUCCGCAAACUGCAGAAUGAGCUGUCCAUGGCCCCUGGGUCGCUGGCAGAGGAAAUCUGGUUCGAAGCAAACAACCCCGAGGCCAAUCCGGAGAUCACCUGGGACGCUUCGGUGCGCAUCUCUGACGACCUGUGCCAAGAGGAGAAGGCCUUCUUGCAGAACAGGGCCCUCUUCACCAAGAGCGCCCUUGCCCGCUACCUCGACAUCCCAGAAGCAGAGAUCCACCCCGAUGAUGUUCCAGUCAUUGCCAUGUGCGGGUCUGGCGGUGGGCUGCGCGCUCUUGUUGCAGGCACAUCUUCCUACCUAUCUGCCAAGGAGCAGGGCCUGUUCGACUGCGUCACGUACACGGCUGGUGUGAGUGGCAGCUGCUGGCUCCAGACGCUCUACUACUCGGACGUCAGCCAGCAGAGCCAUGCUCACCUCAUUCGACACUUGAAAAACAGACUGGGUGUGCACAUGGCCUUCCCGCCCGAUGCGCUGGAACUCCUUGUAAGCGCACCUACAAGCAAAUACCUUCUCAGUGGGCUAGUAGAGAAGGCCAAAGGCAUCCCUGAUGCCGAUUUCGGCAUUGUAGACAUCUAUGGCACACUCCUAGCAGCUCGGUUACUUGUACCCAAGGGCGAACUCUCUGUAAGCGGCGAAGACUUCAAAAUUUCAAACCAGCGACGAUACAUUGACGACGGUUCCAAUCCCAUGCCCAUCUACACUGCAGUACGACACGAGAUCCCACUCGCUGAACAGGCUGACACCAAAGAUCCUAUCGCUGCGGAGGCAAAGGCGAGGAGGGAAGCUUGGUUCCAGUGGUUCGAGUUCACGCCAUACGAAAUGUGGUGUGAGGAGCUCUCAGCCGGUAUUCCCACUUGGGCCAUGGGUCGCCAGUUCAAAAACGGCAGGACCGUGUGGAGAGAGAACGGCCUAGCUCUGCCAGAGUUGCGCGUCCCGCUCCUCAUGGGUAUCUGGGGCUCCGCUUUCUGUGCAACUCUCUCGCACUACUACAAAGAGAUUCGCCCCGCCAUGAGCAUUCUCGCGGGCUUUGGCAGUAUCGACGCCAUGGUUGCAGAGCGCGACGACGACCUCGUCAAAGUGCACCCUAUCGAGCCUGCCUCGAUACCUAACUUCGCCAUAGGCAUGCGCGAGUUCCUCCCAUCCUCGUGCCCAGAGAGCAUCAACACAAUCAAGAACUUCCAAUUCAUGGAUGCGGGCAUGAGCAACAAUCUUCCCAUCUACCCGCUCCUCCGUCCUGGCCGCAAUGUCGACAUCCUUGUUUCUUUCGAUGCCUCAGCCGAUGUCCGUACAGACAACUGGCUCAAAGUCGCAGACGGGUACGCACGCCAGCGUGGCAUAAAAGGCUGGCCCGUUGGUGCAGGUUGGCCCUCCGAAGAUGAGUCGCCAGAGGAAAUCCAGCAUGGACUCGACGAAGCGCAGGCCAGAACCGAACAGCAGGCACAAGACAAAAUGCAAGCAGCGAAAGACCAGGACCUCAAGGACAAGAAAAAGAGCAAGAAGAAGGACCUAGGAUACUGCAACAUCUGGGUCGGCACAACCGAAGAGCGCAUCUCGGAGAAUUCGGACCAGCCCCCGGAGUCUAAACUCGUCGAGGAGGACUGGGAGCUCAUGCACGCCGACUCCGGCAUCACAGUCAUCUACUUCCCAUUCCUCGCCAAUCCAAAGGUCCCUGGUGUGGAUCCCAAGACUAGCGACUUCAUGUCGACGUGGAACUUUGUGUACACGCCUGAGCAGAUCGACUCAUGUGUGGAUCUCGCGAGGACAAAUUUCCAGGAAGGUGCUGAGCGCACAAAGCGUACUGUCAAGGCGGUCUAUGAGCGGAAGAAGACGCAACGCGAGCUGAAGGAGAAGAACGCCAGGGACAGGAGGUGGAAGUGGAAGUUGAGUCAGGGGCGUACGGCGGGGAGACGCGUGGGCGAGAGCGAGCAUGGGGAUCAGUUUAGUUAG
This is a messenger RNA of Dothidotthia symphoricarpi CBS 119687, 2580 nucleotides long. Its product is annotated as phospholipase-like protein A2. The coding region runs from base 115 to 2580 and encodes 821 amino acids. Gene Ontology annotation, cellular component: cytosol. Gene Ontology annotation, molecular function: A2-type glycerophospholipase activity. NCBI's taxonomy places the organism in Eukaryota, Fungi, Ascomycota, Dothideomycetes, Pleosporales, Dothidotthiaceae. The record is from RefSeq and is a predicted model, not a curated record. Gene Ontology annotation, biological process: glycerophospholipid catabolic process. The transcript has 2 exons.